Messenger RNA from Fonsecaea erecta, 1803 nucleotides. Its product is annotated as CTP synthase. The record is from RefSeq and is a predicted model, not a curated record. Bases 1 to 1803 code for a protein of 600 amino acids. Gene Ontology annotation, molecular function: identical protein binding; CTP synthase activity. Gene Ontology annotation, cellular component: cytoplasm; cytoophidium. NCBI's taxonomy places the organism in Eukaryota, Fungi, Ascomycota, Eurotiomycetes, Chaetothyriales, Herpotrichiellaceae. The transcript has 3 exons. Gene Ontology annotation, biological process: pyrimidine nucleobase biosynthetic process; CTP biosynthetic process.
AUGAAGUACGUUCUCGUGAGUGGUGGUGUGAUCAGUGGGAUCGGCAAGGGCAUCAUUGCGUCGUCGACGGGCCUUCUGCUCAAGACGGUGGGCUUGAAGGUCACGGCGAUUAAAAUUGAUCCAUACCUGAACGUGGAUGCAGGCACUAUGGCCCCGACUGAGCAUGGCGAGUGUUUUGUCCUGGACGACGGCGGCGAGGUUGACCUCGAUCUCGGGAAUUACGAGCGAUAUCUCAACGUAACAUUGACCUUCGAGAAUAGCAUCACGACGGGCAAAGUGUAUCAGCACGUCAUUGAGCGGGAGAGACGCGGAGACUACCUGGGUAAGACGGUCCAGGUGGUGCCUCACAUCACCAAUGCGAUUCAGGACUGGAUUGAAAGAGUGGCAAGAAUCCCUGUGGAUGACACAAAGGAACAGCCGGACGUCUGCAUCAUCGAGCUCGGCGGGACGGUCGGUGACAUCGAGAGUGCUCCCUUCAUCGAGGCUAUGCGACAGCUACGGAGAAGAGCAGGUCGUGACAAUUUCAUCCACAUCCACGUGUCGCUGGUGCCGGUCAUCGGCAGUGAGCAGAAGACGAAACCGACACAGCAAGCCAUCCGGGACGCACGCUCAGCGGGUCUGGCACCUGACUUGGAACAACUGGUCGAGGCGACGACGAACAAGAUCGCCAUGUUUUGCCAAGUGGAGCCUUCGCAAGUCCUCGCGGUCCACGACGUCGAGUCGACAUACCAUGUACCGCUCCUGCUUCAGGAACAAGGUCUGCCUGAGCAGCUCCGCGAGCUCUUCCGUCUCGACGCGUACAAGAUUGCACCUGCACUGGUCGCCAAAGGCCAGCAUAUAUGGCAGGAAUGGAAGCGAUUGACCACGUCCCAAGACCGCUUCUUGGAGUCGGAGAUCAUCAACAUUGCCUUGGUCGGCAAAUACACCAACCUUCACGACUCUUAUCUCUCGGUCAUCAAGGCUCUGGAACACAGUGCCAUGGCGUGCCGGCGCAAACUCAACCUUGUCUGGGUGGAUGCCAGCAAUCUCGAAAAAUCCACGCUGGAUUCAAAUCCUGAAAAGUACCACAAGGCCUGGCACGAGCUGUGCACGGCCGACGGUGUCCUCGUCCCGGGUGGCUUCGGACAUCGUGGGACGGAAGGGAUGAUCGCCGCGGCCAACUGGGCUCGAACCAAGCCCAAACCAUAUCUCGGAAUCUGCCUGGGCAUGCAAGUCGCGGUGGUCGAGUAUGCCCGCAACAUGUGCGGCAUGAAGUCGGCUCACUCGGUCGAACUCGACGCCCAGACCCCGGAUCCCGUGGUCAUCUUCAUGCCGGAGAUCGACAAGACCACCAUGGGUGGCAAUAUGCGCCUGGGCCUGCGCCCGACCAUCUUCCAGGAGAACACGCAGUGGUCGCGGCUGCGGAAACUGUACAACAACGAACCCAGCAUCAACGAGCGGCACCGUCACCGCUACGAAGUGAACCCGGAGUACAUCUCUCGCUUGUCCGAUGCCGGCUUGACCUUCAUCGGCAAGGACGACAAAGGUGAGCGUAUGGAAGUCAUGGAGCUGAAGGACCACCCGUUCUUUGUGGGUGUCCAGUUCCAUCCCGAGUAUCUGAGUCGGGUCCUCAGGCCCAGUCCCCCUUACCUGGGCUUCGUGGCGGCGAGCGCGGGCAUGCUGGAGCAGGCAUUCUCUGCCGUGGCGGCACGGGACGAGGCCCUCAACGGCGAAGGCGUUCACGUGCCGAUUCACAACGGCGUCAACGGCUCCUUGACCAACGGCAUGAGCCAGGUGACACUUUCGUCCUCUUCCGGCUUCUAG